AUGCCAGGAUCAUCUACUGGUGCUGCUGGCUCCAACCGUGUCGAGGAAGCUUCAGACACAUGCAAUGUUGUUAUUUUCGGAGAAGCAGGAGCUGGCAAAAGCUCAUUGGUCAAUUUGAUCGUCGGGACGGACGCAGCACCAACAUCCUGCGACACUUUGGGAUGUACAACUGGGACUGACUUGUACAUGCAUGACAUUCGAAUUCGAAACAAGACCUUGAAGCUAAACCUUUUUGAUACAGCUGGUCUCGGUGAGGGCUCUGAGGGCACAGUCCCAGACGAGGUAGCUCAGAGAGGUCUGGAGAAGCUUCUUCGAAAACUUACGAAGAAAGAUGGCAUCCAUCUGCUCAUGUACUGUGUGCACGGCACGAAAGGGAUCAAGGCGCUCUGCCGCAACUACGAAAUAUGCAACUCCGAAGUUGAGGAAAGAGUUCAAAUCGUCCUUGUCGUUACAGGUCUGGAAGACAAACAACCAGAAAUGGAACAAUGGUGGAAGGACAACGAGCAAACCAUCUCACACCUCGGGAUGACCUUUGCUGGUCACGCAUGCAUCACCGCACUGAACAUCGAGGAUGCCUCAGGUAGGCACAAGCAGCGCCACGACCAGUCAUACCACGCAGUGCGCAAACUUAUCGAGGAGUGUCGCGCAACUAGGCAGAAGCCUAAAAAUAUUGUAAUCUUCGGGGAGACAGGGGCAGGGAAGAGUUCACUCGUCAACCUCAUGGCGGGAAAGGAGGUGGCAGUCACAUCUCCUGACACGCGACGCUGUACGCUACACUGGAAAGACUAUACCAUCGGCUUCGGUGGCAAGUCUUAUAAGGUGUUCGAUACCAUGGGAAUCGAGGACCUGCAGCUGGGAAUGGCACAGUUCCUCGAGUCUGUAGGAAACGCCUAUAAGCUCAUCGCGGAAUUGGACCGACAAGGCGGCAUUGAUCUGCUUCUGUUCUGCUUUCGUGCCGGCAAAUACAAUCUUACUGUCCAGCGAAAUUACCGACUCUUUCACGAAUUCCUCUGUGACAAGAAGAUUCCCAUUGUUCUUGUGGUCACGAACCUUGAAAGAGAGGAGAGGAUGGAGGACUGGUGGGAUAGAAACCAUGAUAACUUCGAACGAUAUGGGAUCCAGGUCACGGGUCACGCGUGCAUCACCGCCGCCAAUGGAUUGGAUGGCCGACACAGAACCCAUUAUAAGGAAUCACGCAUCACGAUCCGCAACAUUGUAAGGGAGAGUAUUACCGACGAGCACAUACUGGCAUGGAUAGGAGGGAAAAGCCUGUUCGUGUCGUUGAUACGUAAGCUGAUGUCGCUACUUGCAGGUCAUUUGCGUGUGAGGAGUGCACAUCUUGUCGUUUGCCUCGUGGAGCGUUGCGGUAUCUCUCGCGAAGUCGCAAAAGAGUUGGCUGAUACGAUCCAGAAGUAG
This is a messenger RNA of Suillus paluster, 1416 nucleotides long. RefSeq names its product P-loop containing nucleoside triphosphate hydrolase protein. Bases 1 to 1416 code for a protein of 471 amino acids. Gene Ontology annotation, molecular function: GTP binding. Gene Ontology annotation, cellular component: cytoplasm; mitochondrion. The record is from RefSeq and is a predicted model, not a curated record. NCBI's taxonomy places the organism in Eukaryota, Fungi, Basidiomycota, Agaricomycetes, Boletales, Suillaceae. Gene Ontology annotation, biological process: tRNA wobble uridine modification; tRNA methylation. The transcript has 4 exons.